AUGUCCAAGGCAACCUGGAAAUUAACCACUAGUGAGUCUUCAGCCUAUCAUCCAAAAUUUUGGUGGGGUCAAAUACGGGCUUAUUUGCGUUUCACGACCAAUGCUGGAGCCACCGUGAAUUACUUGGUCACUUCAUCGGCUUUGACCGUGGAGGCGAUUACCCUAGUGAAGGGAACUGCAGAGGACAUCCACACUUUGCUGCAGCCACUCUUCCUCUAUCUCAACCAGUUUAAUGUGACCCAAGCUGCGUACAUCAUCAACUCAACUACUUCUACCGACUUCUUAUCACACUAUCUUCGGUAUUUUGGCCCAUUGCCCGAUGGUGCAUACGCCACAGCCAAAUUGAUUGGUGGUCGUCUGGUCCCUCGGUCAACGUUACAAGAUUCGUCUAGCCUCUCGGACUUGAUGACCCUGAUCCAAGAUAUAACAGUUUCCACCUCAUUUUAUGUUGUCGGCUUUGCAGUCAAUCUCUCCAUCACUGCAACCAGGAAUCCUGUGGCGUCCAACGCAGUACUUGCUGCCUGGCGUGACGCGGGAGUGUCGCUCAUCCUGCCCUCCGUGUGGAAUUUCACCAUACCUCGCUCCGUCGAAGUUCAGCGUGAAUUACAGCUGACCAAUGAUCUGGAGCCACAAUUACGCGAGCUUACCCCGGGCAGUGGGGGUUAUCUCAAUGAGGCCAAUUUUAUGUUGCGAACCUGGAAAGAAGAUUUUUAUGGCAUCAACUACGACAGUUUACGCGCAAUCAAGAAGAAAUACGAUCCGGAAGAUUUGUUCUAUGCGCACAGUGCUGUGGGUAGUGAUGUCUGGAAGGUGGCGGAGGAUAAGCGUCUAUGUCGAGCGUAG
Penicillium malachiteum is the source of this 843-nucleotide messenger RNA. RefSeq lists its product as uncharacterized. The transcript has 2 exons. The record is from RefSeq and is a predicted model, not a curated record. Gene Ontology annotation, molecular function: oxidoreductase activity; flavin adenine dinucleotide binding. The coding region runs from base 1 to 843 and encodes 280 amino acids. NCBI's taxonomy places the organism in Eukaryota, Fungi, Ascomycota, Eurotiomycetes, Eurotiales, Aspergillaceae.